Uloborus diversus is the source of this 1009-nucleotide messenger RNA. Its product is annotated as ARL14 effector protein-like. NCBI's taxonomy places the organism in Eukaryota, Metazoa, Arthropoda, Arachnida, Araneae, Uloboridae. Bases 64 to 834 code for a protein of 256 amino acids. The record is from RefSeq and is a predicted model, not a curated record. The transcript has 5 exons. Gene Ontology annotation, cellular component: intracellular membrane-bounded organelle.
UCGGAACGCCAAAACACAGUUCUUUGACCGAAUAUUAAAGUAAUUGUUUUCUGCUGUAUCAUAAUGAAGAGAACUGCUCGGAAAUCGGUGCAAUCUAAUAAACCAUUAGAGGAGGAAGUUUCAAAAUUAAAUCUUCUUGAAGAAACCAAUUCUCUAGAAAAGCGUGCAACAGCUGCUGCAAGAUCGGGUAGAAAUCAAUGUGCGAAAACAGAGAAAAGUACCGGAUCAGUGAAAGCUGAAGAAAAAGUAGCAGUGAAGGCUGAGAAAAAGGUAGUUGUGAAAACUGAAGAAAAUUUAGCCUUAAAGGCUGAAGAAAAAAUUGAUGUGAAAAGUGAAAAAAAGGUAGUUGUGAAAACUGAAGAAAAGGUAGGAGUGAAAGGUGAAGAAAAAGGAGCAGUAGGUGGUGUUAAUGCUCAGAUAAAAACAUCUAAAGUUUCUACCAAAGAUCUGAAAACAGAGCCAUCUAAACCUGGUUCCAUUCCGCAUUUUCAGAAGAAGAAACUUGUUUCUGUGCCUGUCACCGAAGCUUACAGUGAAAAUGAUUACACUCCAGUUGUAGAAAAAGUUGAACCUGCAGGCAUUUUAUAUGAUGAAAAAGGUGUUCACAUUGCCAGUGGUUUGGACUUAUGUGAUUGUGGCACUGCAAAUUGUUGUGGAUGUUGGUAUCCUUGCCCAAAAUGUGGAUCGAACAAAUGUGGUCUGCAUUGCCGAGUGCAUCGAAAAUUUAUGUAUGAAGAAGUCACCGUAGAAGGAUAUGGCUAUGUCUAUCGUAAUGAGCUGUAUAAAGAUUUAAGUGAAAUUUAUAAGACUGAAAAGAAAAUUCAGCACAUUUAAAAAUAAAGUUGAAAGUUGUUUGUCCAGAAAAUUUUUGUGCAAGUCGAGGAAUUAUUUUCAACACUAGGUGAGGUUCAAGAUUUUUCUCAGUUUCUCCUUCCAAUUAAUUAAACUUGUAUAAAACUUAUGGUAUCUAACACGUAUGUACUUAUGCAUCAACACUGAACUGUUUGAA